Molecule: messenger RNA, 915 nt
Organism: Branchiostoma floridae (Florida lancelet)
Lineage: Eukaryota; Metazoa; Chordata; Leptocardii; Amphioxiformes; Branchiostomatidae
Product: angiopoietin-related protein 1-like
Exons: 2
Coding region: 1-915 (304 amino acids)
Source: RefSeq, a predicted model, not a curated record
AUGAUUUUGUUCCUAGCUCCAGUGUCGAGCAACCCCGAAGUUCCCGAGACAAAUCUGCCGGACGUGUCAAAAGUCGCCAAAUUUCUCUGCAAGCUGACCAAAACCUGCAACACACUUGAGCCGGAGGACAGCCUUAGCGAUGAAGACACCGGAAAAGAGGGAGGGGAAGAACUGAGGGAGAACCAAGACGAUCGGCUCCAAGAGCUGACAUUACGUACGACGCAAUACUAUUUUGAUGAUUGUUCAGAGAUUUACGCCGCCCAGGCCCCCUAUAUCACCCCUAGAAGCGGCGUGUACACUAUCCGCCCUGUCAGUUCUGGUGCCUUUUCUGUGUUCUGUGACAUGACUACAGACGGGGGUGGGUGGACUGUUAUACAGAACAGGUUUGACGGGACUAUACACUUUAACAGACGGUUUAACGACUACAAGUACGGGUUUGGGCCCGCUAGCGGGGAGCAUUGGCUGGGGCUACAAAACAUGUACAGGAUAACUGCCCAGAAUACUUACGAACUGUAUGUCAAGCUUGAGGAUUGGUCUAACAAUGUCAGGUACGCUAAAUACUCCUCCUUCCGAGUUGGAGGGGGUGAUAACUACCAGCUGAGCCUCGGUAGUUACAGUGGGAACGCAGGAGACAGUCUUACGUACUCGAGUGGUGCGAAAUUCAGUGCGAGAGACCGUGAUCAGGAUACCAACCGUGGUAAUUGUGCCAACGACUAUAGCUACUCUGCUGGGGCUUGGUGGUGGAAGAACUGUGGCUUCAGCCCCCUGAAUGGCCCUUACCUCCGGCCAUCCGACCGUACCUCGUACAGUGGCAAAGGGAUCUGGUGGGACAAAUUUUCACCCUCCACCUACAAGACUUACCUCAAAAAGUCCAAAAUGAUGAUCCGCCCUGCUGACUUCCGCACCAGAAAAUAA